AUGACAGCGAAUUGGGUUGAAGACCAAAUGUCUAGGCCAGAAUGGUCACUAGAAUUCUGGGACCCAGAUAUCGUUAAAACUCUUUCAGUGUCUAAAACUCCCCUCACAUUUCCCCUCUUCAACAACCUCCCUAAAGAGCUCCGUGAACAGAUUUGGGAUUUGGCACUACCAGGUCCCCAGGUAAUAACCAUCACACUUGUCCACGACGAAGAGACGAUUGCCGGAUCCCCAACCGAGAAAGAAGGGACUUACGGAACAGUCACCCGCCUAGUUGAAAAAUGCCACGCCAUCUACGAUUUCCCUUCCCUCCUCCUCGUCAAUUCAGAAUCUCGUGAACGAGCACUAAGACACUACAUACUGUGUUUCGAAGACAACUUCAUCUACCCAAUUUACUUUGAUGCCACUCGAGAUACCCUUCAUCUUGACAGCUGCAACACUCUUACUGCAUUCAAAUACUUUAUCUGGUCCCGAGAGGACCUACAGACCAUGAAGGAAACUCGCUUCCUGGGUAUUGGAGGGAAGAUCGCUUUAUGGUUUAGCUUCAUGGGCAUGAAACGGGAUAGUGCAAGUUGUCUUCUUCUUUUUGAGAAUCUGGAGACUUUGAGUUUUGAGCAGGGGGAGGAGGGUGAUCUUAUGUUUGCUGGGAGAGCGUAUGAGGAUCGGAUCGUGAAUUGGCUUGAGAGCUGCUGGAGACACGUGCGGAUGGGCCUUCUUGCUGAGAGCGAGAAUGGAAGUGAUUCUGAUGAAGUUGGAGAGGGAGGGGUAGGGAAUGUAGGAGUAGAGGAUGGUCAUCAAGAUGAUGCUACUUCUUCUGAUGGAGAUAUCGUACGAGGGCCUGUGGUGAGCGUUCCGAAAAUCACAUUCAUGUCCAGACAAAAGAUGCAGGAUCUGGGAAUGUGUCUGUUAUGGGAAGGUUGA
Hymenoscyphus albidus is the source of this 918-nucleotide messenger RNA. NCBI's taxonomy places the organism in Eukaryota, Fungi, Ascomycota, Leotiomycetes, Helotiales, Helotiaceae. The record is from the annotation of a GenBank genome assembly.